Messenger RNA from Brienomyrus brachyistius, 3079 nucleotides. It is a transcript of the gene tbr1b, whose product is annotated as T-box brain transcription factor 1b. The transcript has 6 exons. The record is from RefSeq and is a predicted model, not a curated record. Gene Ontology annotation, molecular function: RNA polymerase II cis-regulatory region sequence-specific DNA binding; DNA-binding transcription factor activity, RNA polymerase II-specific. NCBI's taxonomy places the organism in Eukaryota, Metazoa, Chordata, Actinopteri, Osteoglossiformes, Mormyridae. Gene Ontology annotation, cellular component: nucleus. Gene Ontology annotation, biological process: regulation of neuron projection development; commitment of neuronal cell to specific neuron type in forebrain; cell fate specification. The coding region runs from base 133 to 2163 and encodes 676 amino acids.
AUUUGUCGUCUAACUGAAAACCUAGUUAAAACCGCAGGAAGGCGUUUUCUCUCUAACUCGAUUUGUGGGGCGUUGAGUUAAGCGAGUGGAUAUUUCACAAAGGUUGCGUGAGUCGCCGUUUGUAACUGAGCUAUGCAGCUGGGGCAUUGUAUCUCGCCGUCCAUCAUGCUCUCCAAAAAAUUUCUGAAUGUGGGCAGUGGUUUUCCCAACUCAGAUGGAUCCGAGCUAGCCAUACAGGACCACCCUGUUAUGUCCGCUAGUGACAACCUGGAGAGUAGUUCACCUCUGAAAAAAAAUUCCAGUGGGAUGACGAAUCAGUCGGAGGGAGACAAUUUUCCUGACUCCAAGGACGCACCGGGGGACGUCCAGAGAAGCAAACUCUCUCCUGUUCUGGAAGGAGUCUCUGAAAUUCGUCACAAUUUCGAUGGAUCUGCAGCAGAACGGUAUCUCCUGUCUCAAUCCAACCAGCCUCAGCCAGUAUCUGCGUCUCCCAGUGCCAUGUUCCCCUAUCCGAGUCAACACGGACCAACGCAUCCCGCCUUUUCAAUCGGGAGUCCGAACCGCUAUAUGCCUCAUCACCCGGUGAUAACCAAUGGAGCGUACAACAGCCUUUUGACCAACACCUCUCCGCAAGGCUACCCAACAGCGGGUUACCCUUACGCGCAACAGUAUGGACACACUUACCAAGGGGGGGCUUUUUACCAGUUCUCCUCGACACAAGCUGGGCUCGUGCCUGGAAAAGCUCAAGUCUAUCUGUGCAACAGGGCUCUGUGGCUGAAGUUUCACAGACAUCAGACAGAAAUGAUUAUCACGAAGCAAGGAAGGCGAAUGUUCCCGUUUCUUAGUUUUAAUAUUUCUGGUCUGGACCCGACGGCUCAUUACAAUAUUUUUGUGGAUGUAAUUCUUGCCGACCCCAACCACUGGAGAUUUCAAGGAGGAAAGUGGGUUCCGUGUGGUAAAGCGGAUACAAAUGUCACAGGAAACAGAGUAUACAUGCACCCAGAUUCCCCGAACACCGGCGCCCACUGGAUGCGCCAAGAAAUUUCCUUUGGAAAACUUAAAUUAACAAACAAUAAAGGCGCCUCAAAUAAUACAGGACAGAUGGUCGUUCUGCAGUCCCUCCACAAGUACCAGCCUAGGUUGCAUGUGGUGGAAGUAAACGAGGACGGGACGGAGGACUCCAGCCAACCCGGCCGAGUGCAAACGUUCACUUUUCCCGAAACGCAAUUCAUCGCCGUCACCGCCUACCAGAAUACCGAUAUUACACAGUUAAAAAUCGACCACAAUCCAUUUGCAAAGGGUUUUCGGGAUAACUACGAUACCAUCUACACAGGUUGCGACAUUGAUCGGUUGACUCCGUCGCCUGGUGACUCGCCUCGCUCUCAGAUCGUGCCUAGUGCGAGAUAUGCCAUGGCUGGUUCCUUCCUUCAGGACCAGUUUGUCAGCACUUAUGCCAAAUCCCGCUUCCACCCUGGCACCGGGACCGGUCCUGGCACGGACCGCAGCGUCCCUUUAAGCAACAGCUUGCUGUCCCCGCAACAAGCCGACGAGACCGCAGCGGCCUCCCCGCAGCGAUGGUUUGUCACCCCUGCCAACAAUCGACUGGACUUUGCCACCUCGGCAUACGACGCUGCCGCCGCUGCUGAUUUUGCCGGUAACGCGGCCACCCUGCUGUCUUACGCAGCUGCUGGAGUAAAGGCACUUCCACUCCCCGCUGCAGGGUGCUCUGCUAGACCUCUGGGCUAUUACGCCGACCCCUCGGGGUGGGGCGCCCGUACGCCACCUCAGUACUGCAGCAAAUCGAGCUCGGUUCUUUCCUGCUGGCCACCAAAUUCUGCCGGGAGCAGGACUAGCGCCUCAAACUACGUGGUGGAUGAAGGAGACACCCUGGCAACGGAAAGAUCUCCGCUGGGUUCCUCCGAAGACGCCAAGCCAAAAGACCUGUCGGAAUCCAGCUGGACAGAGACGCCUUCAUCAAUAAAAUCUAUCGAUUCGAGCGACUCUGGGAUAUUCGAACAGGCCAAGAGAAGACGUAUUUCACCGUCGGCCACGCCGGUGUCGGAAACGGCGUCCCCGUUGAAAAGUGAAAUGUUACCGACUCGGGAAUGCGAGAAGAACUGCGCUAAGGACGUUGGUUACUACAGCUUCUAUUCACAUAGUUAGAUGAUAACGGCGCGGCCUCAACAGACGGGCCCCACCUACCCUAGUGCGCUCCGAAUUCUUUCUUUUAUAAGGGAAGUUGACAUAAGUCAAAUAUUUGUUUAUUUGUAGGCUAGCCUAUAUUUUGACAUGACUAUUGAACCCGACAUUGCAUGCAAUCACUGUACUUUCACGAUUAAGGCCACGAUGAAUCCAAUCACUGUUGAAUUAAUUCUUACCUUUUAUUAACAAAUUUAGUCAUUUUUUUCCCCAAAAUUGCCAGUAGGUUAAAUCAGUCUUCAUCCAAAAAUCAUGGUCCAUAGGUACCUUUUAUUGAAAUGAUCAUUUCAAAUGCUACGCUAAAGCACAGUUAAAUGAAACAUACCAAAAUACCCUCGUUUAACUUUUUUUUUCCCUACACAUUUUCUUAAUCUAUUUUUGUUAAUUACGAAAAAUAUCAAUGUACAGAUAUAUUUAGCUUUUAGUAAUUAUUGUGUCAAAUGUAGGGGUAUGUUAAACUAUUGAUCGUUUUUUUUUAUAUUUAUAAAUCUCCUGACGUUAUCGUUUUCUGCAAAUGUAUAGUCACAAAGUGAUGUGUGAAAUUUAUGGAUAACGAUCUAGCAAACCACAAUUUAGAUUAAUUAAAUCGUAAAAUCGGCUAAUUUAUUUGUGCUGCCAAUUUUUAAUUUCAUUGUUAGGUUUUAGCGGCGGGGGUGUCAAUGCGUAUUUAUCCAUGGUGAACAUUAUUUUAUCAAUACCUUGAAUAUGUCUUAAUAUUUGAUAUAUUUUCUUUUACCUAUCUGUCAAUAAAUCCUGCAUUUCGGUCGGUAUUUGUAGGCCUAGAGCUUGUGUUUUAAUAUUAAUGUUGUGUGACAUAUGUUGUAAAUGUCGUUACAAUGUGAACGUGUGUUUUAUUUAUUUAUUUAAUAUUAUUUUUUAC